GUAAUGCAUUAAUUAGUAAUUAUUUACUGCUAUUUAAUUACUUAUCCCUUGAAAAAGUAGAAAUUAAAGGAGUACUCUUAAUUUCAUAGCCUUGUAUUGUCGAGGUUGAUGUGGGAUUUAGAAAAUAAUUAGUAAUAAGUAGCCUAAUGCAAUACUUUAAGAGAGUAAUUAGUACAGUAAUGUAAUUACACUGCUGGAGAUAUAAUUAGUAGGCUAGCUAGUAAUUAAUUGUUUUUUAGAGUAACUUACCCCACACUGCCAAAGUUAUUUAGAAAUCUGCUGUAAUGAAGAAGUGAAACGAAACGAUGCGUUAACAUAAUUUUAAAUUGUGGUAUCAAGGGCUUUUUGAUUGAUUUAAUCGGUUAAUUGGACUAAAAACCCUCGGUAAAAACAGAGUUUGGAUGAUUUCGAGUCAUGUGACUUAUCAUUUCAGCUAUAGCCUACAUCAGUAACAAGUUUUAACAUGCAGCUAACCCAAAUUUCACUCCGACUGUGAAAGAACCGGUAAAAAUACUCGUUCAUUUUCAUUUGACGGAUGAUUUUCACAAUUCCUUCUUCAUGCAUGGGCUGAAGCAGACUUGAUGGGGUUUAUUCGCGUUGUGCAUCAGCGUAAAUCAAACACCAGCUGAACAAUUAGUUCCAAAUACGCGUCGAUACGCGUCUCUGCAGCAAUGUUACUACAUCUCCAAGAUACACGAAUCGGAAGUCUGUUUCUUGCUGUUAAUCUUUUAGUAGUGGGAUACUGUUGCAGUGCGGUAACAAUUCAGAAACCUGCACCAUUUUGCAUCCUCAUUAAAUCAGAACAAACGAGUUCUCAGGUGAGCUUUCUCAUCCACUCACCGGACACCACAGCAUCUCCUCUCUUUUACUGGAGCAAGUGGACAUCAGAGAAACGCCUUGAAGGUUGUUUCAUGAGUGGCGACGGGACACUGGUUACGCGUUAUCGGUCACUCUGCCGUCAAGAGCGCGCACGGGACAAUGAGAAACCACUGCACUUCAACUUAAGCGCGCUACUGGAAGAUGCCAGUCUGUGUGACGUGAACACGUUUUUCAAUUUCACUUUACACAAAGAACACAUAUCUCAAGGCCAGCAGAUGGAUUCAAGUGCAAAAAGUCGCCAAAAACGCGCGUGGGUUUUCCCGGGAACAUUUUGGUGUGGACGCGGCACCAGCGCCAAGGACUAUGAACAGCUGGGUAUGUUUGUGCACGCAGAUCGAUGCUGUCGAGAUCACGAUCACUGUGAGCACAUCAUCCGCUCGUUUUCUGUGAACUUCGGGGUGUUCAACCCCACUCUGUUCACUCUCUCACACUGUGACUGUGACCGCAGGUGA
Messenger RNA from Cyprinus carpio (common carp), 1331 nucleotides. Its product is annotated as group 3 secretory phospholipase A2-like. NCBI's taxonomy places the organism in Eukaryota, Metazoa, Chordata, Actinopteri, Cypriniformes, Cyprinidae. The transcript has 2 exons. Bases 672 to 1331 code for a protein of 219 amino acids. The record is from RefSeq and is a predicted model, not a curated record.